This is a messenger RNA of Stomoxys calcitrans (stable fly), 1082 nucleotides long. Its product is annotated as pyrimidine-specific ribonucleoside hydrolase RihA. Gene Ontology annotation, molecular function: hydrolase activity, hydrolyzing N-glycosyl compounds. NCBI's taxonomy places the organism in Eukaryota, Metazoa, Arthropoda, Insecta, Diptera, Muscidae. The record is from RefSeq and is a predicted model, not a curated record. The transcript is spliced from 5 exons. The coding region runs from base 27 to 1082 and encodes 351 amino acids.
UCCCAGUAAGCGGUCGCUCUUCGAAGAUGGAAAACUCAACAGCAGUAGGCGGUUAUGUGAUUUUUGAUUGUGACAUUGGCAAUGAUGAUGCUUGGGCCUUGCUAAUGCUCAUCAAAGGUGAAGAACUUUUCAAGAAACUCUCGCAAAAAGAGCCAACAGCGGGUGUAGCAAAAUCGCGUGCUUUCGCAAUACUCGGUGUAACCUGUGUGCGCGGUAACACAGAUGUGGAUAAUGGUGUGAGAAAUGCUUUGCGCGUUUUGGAUAGUGUCGAUCGUUUGGAUAUACCUGUCUACAGAGGUUGUGAUCAUUCUAUAAUACCGCCCGACUUCCAACACAAUUUUUUUCAUGGCCGCGACGGCUUUGGAGAUAUACCAGAUUUACCGGAGGUAACCAACACAAAGGUCCAAAAUGAACAUGCAGUGAAUAUGAUGUACCACAGUGUAUGCAAGUAUCCCAACAAGGUGGACUUUAUACUACUUGGUCCUUUAACAAAUUUCGCCGUUUGCAUUAAUAUGUAUGGCCAAGAAUUUUUGGAUAAGCUGGGAAAUAUUUAUAUAAUGGGAGGAAAUUAUAGAGGUAAGGGAAAUGUUACUAAGAGUGCCGAAUUCAACUUCAUGCUGGAUCCAGAGGCCGCCCAUAUAGUAUUUGAGAGUAUUAAGAAACCCAUGGUGGUAGUGCCUUGGGAAACUUGUAUUGAUGGAGAAAUGAAUAUAGAUUUGGAUUGGCGUUUUGAGGUCCUGGGUCAAGUUGACUCUAAAGCUGUACGUCUUAUGAAUGCUGUCGAAAAUGCUUUUCUUCGUCCCCUCGGUUAUGCCAAAUGGAUUGUCUGUGAUGCCAUGGCGGUUGUUUCUUUUCUGUUCCCAAAUAUGACCAUUGUUAAAAGUCGCCUCUAUCAUGCCACCAUUGAGUUGGCUGGCCGUCAUACGCGCGGCCAAAUGGUGCUCGAUCACAAGAGGAAGGACCAAGGAAAUACUAGAGUUAUAAUGGAUUUGCAUAAGGAUAACUAUAGGAAAAUUUUAUCGUGGACAGGUGGUCUCAUAACAGAUGAAGAAAUUGAAAAAAUGUUUUUAAAUUCGUGUUGA